UUUAUUUUUAUGUAACUAGGUACUCAAUACAUUCAGCAGUCAUAUAAAAUGAGUGAAGCAUUUCCAUUAAAGUGGAUCAAUAAAAAAUGGAGAGAAGGGUUUCAUGUCACUGCUAUGGCAACUGCGGGAAGUAAAUGGGCAAUUGUUAUGUCCCGUGGUGCUGGAUUUUCUGAUCAAGUUGUGGGGCUCGACUUUUUGUAUCCAAGUGAAGGUAUUCAUAGAAGAUGGGAUGGUGGAUAUAGGAUAACAUCAGCUGCUGCAACGUGGCACCAAGCUGCUUUUGUUCUUAGUGUCCCAAGAAGAAAGCCUGCAGAUGAGACACAGGAAACAUUGCGCACUUCUGCGUUUCGUAGUACACAUGUUAAGGGAAUAGCAAGGCACUGCAAUUACCUGGGAGAUCUGUUAUUGGCACUAUCCUUCAGCUUACCCUGUGGGAUUAGUUCUCCGGUUCCAUAUUUUUAUCCAAUUUAUCUUCUGAUUCUGCUGAUCUGGCGAGAGAGAAGAGAUGAAUCCAGAUGUGCACAGAAACACAAAGAGGUGUGGGAAGAAUAUCGCAAGGUAAAGUUGAUGGAAGAAAGGAAUAUGAAGCCACUUGAUUCAAAUCUUGCAACAUUAUCAACAAGAUGCAGCAAAGACUUGGAGUUGAAUUUGUCUAAGUCAGUCUUGAGUGAGAUGGGCCAAUGCGUAACUGCUUAUCCAUAUAGUCUUAAAGAAUUAUGAAAGGCAAGAUGCAACUUUACUUAGUUGGAAUUUGAUGUAUAGAGAUUAGAUGCAAAUUUAGAUAUUGUAAGAAAUAUAAUUGUAUGACAUUAAAUUUUAUGCAAUGGAUUGUAU
Molecule: messenger RNA, 834 nt
Organism: Lactuca saligna
Lineage: Eukaryota; Viridiplantae; Streptophyta; Magnoliopsida; Asterales; Asteraceae
Source: the annotation of a GenBank genome assembly